AUGUUACUUGAUGCACAAAAAAUAUCAUUAAUAUACGAUUUUUGGAAACUAAAUAAUGAAGAAAAGUAUCUACGUGAUGUUACUGAAUUAUCACGUAAGCUAACAGAAUCCGAUAGUAACGAUGCUGUUGCUAUACAAAGUUGGAUUCCUGAUCUUCUGAAACUUGUCGAAUUAUGGGAACGACAAUCUUUAAAUGAUUUGGAUAUAUUCUAUACAAAUUUAUUAAAAGAUAAAUCAUUCAGUGAUAAAGUUGAUGGUCUAUUACGAUUUCUUUAUGAUAUUCAAUCAUAUGAAUUGGUUAAAUAUCUAUUAGAAAAAAAUGUUCAAUAUUAUAAACAAGAAAAACUUGUGUCAUCAACAAUGAAUGCAUUUCAUGAAUCAUGUGUAUAUGGUUUUAGUCAAGUUUGUUUAUUAUAUAUUCGAAAUAAGCAGGAUAUUAAUGAAACAUUUUCAUUAGUUUAUGAAAAUUUUAAAACAAAUAAAAAAGAAAUUAUUCGAAAUUUAACAGCACUUCAACUUGUUUGUGUAUGGUCAAAAUAUUUUCCCAAAAGACUUCCAUCCUAUGCACAUACAGUGAGAAUUUUAUUGAAUAAUGGUGCAAGAGUUAAUAUGACUUCAACUGAAUUAACUACACCACUACAUUGGACAUGUCGAGCUAAACAUACAACACAAUUAGCACAAGAUCUUAUUGAACAUGGUGCUUGUGUUAAUGCAUGUGAUAAAUUUAAUAUUCAACCAAUUCAUUAUGCAUGUUGGACAAGAAAUCAAACUAUUGUUGAACUUUUACUAUGUAAAGGUGCACAAGUUACAGUUCAGGAUGAUUUUGGUCGUACUCCACUUCAUUUUCUUUGUAUGCCACCAUGUACUGAAGCAAUGACUAAUGAAGAUAAACAACAACAAUAUAAAUUAAUGAAUUAUAUUUUAAAUAAUUGUCAGAAAUAUAAACAAUCAAUUGAUCUAACAAAACAAGAUAAGCUUGGUCAUACAUUAUUAACAUAUACUUGUAUUAGUCAAAAUCUUGCUCUUAUGAAACUUCUCCUUGAAAAACAACCGGAUUUAAUAAAUAAAUCAACAAUUAUUGGAAGAACACCAUUAAUGGUUUCUAUUGAUGUAUGUUUUCUAAAUGGUAUUGAAUAUUUACUUAAACAAUCUAAUAUUGAACGAAAUGCGUGUGAUAGUAACGGUAACACAGCUGUACAUUAUGCAUGUAUGUGUUCAAAUAUUUCCAAACGUUUUAAUCUUCUUCAAUUAUUAAUUAAUGAUAAAAAUGGAAUGUUUGACUUUGAAAAACGAAAUGAACAAUUAAUUGAUCCAUUUAUGUUAUGUACAAUCUAUCAAUCAAUUGAUUUAUGUCGUUUAUUAAUUGAAAAAAAUGUAUCAAUAACAAAAAAAGAUAUGUAUUCAAGACAACCUAUUCAUGUUGCAUGUCAAAUGGGAAAUUAUGAAUUAUUAUCAUUAUUAAUAAAGACGUCAAAUAUAGAUAUAAAUGCAGUUGAUGUUAAUAAUCGUAAUUGUUUAUUUUAUGCUAUAAGUUCAGGUGAUGAAAAAAUUGUUAAUUUAUUAAUUGAAAAUAAUGUAAAUAUUAAAAUUCGUGAUAUUGUUGGUGAUACAUUAUUACAUUUAGCUGUACAACAUCCAACAAAUGCAUAUGAAUUAACAAAAUGUCUAUUAACAAAACAAGAUGGAAAAGAUUUAAUAAAUGAAUCAGCAGCUGAUGGUAUGCAACCACUCUUAUUAGCAGCAAGUUGUAAACAACCAAUGGUUGUUUAUCAUUUACUUAAAAAUGGUGCUGAUAUUAAAGGUGUUGAUAAUGAAGAUCAUACAGCAUUACAUCUUGCAUGUAAAAGUGAUUGUAUGGAAUGUGUUUUCUAUCUUAUUGAAUUUGGUGGUUUAAAUGUAAAUGAACUUGAUUGUUAUGAACAAACACCAUUAUUCUAUGCUUUUGUUAGUAAUAAUUUUGAUCUUGCUCAAUAUCUUAUGGUUUGUGGUGCUAAAAUAAAUAUUCGUAGUAGUCAAAAUUAUUUACCAAUUCAUAUUGGUAUAUUAUUAUCAAAAAAUGACGAAGAUUUUAAUUUAAAUCUAAUUGAUUUAUAUCAAGAUGAAGAUGAAAAUAUUCUUGAUGAUCAAGAUAAUGAUUCUUAUAUAUCACCAUUAUUAUUAGCAUGUAUGCGUGGUCAAUAUGAAGUUGUUAAACAUUUAAUAUUAAAUUAUAAAGUCAAUAUUAUGUCGAAAUGUUCAAAUGGACACACAGCUUUACAUUAUGCUUGUUUAUUAAAACCACCAAAUUCAUUUAAAAUAAUUGAAUUUUUAGAGGAACAUGGAUGUACAUAUGAAAAUGUUGAUGAACCAAAAGGUUCAUUUCUAUAUUCAAUUAUUCAAUAUGGUGAUCGACAAACAAUAAUGUAUUUUAUUGAUAAUUGGCUUAAAACAAGUUCUGAUAUAAAUGAAUUACAUUUUGAUUCAACACUUCUCGAUCUUCUUUAUAAACGUGCACAACAACAACAUCAUGAUCUUGAUACAGACUAUCUUUAUGAAUUAUUUGAUAAAGGUGCUCGUUUACAUUCAACAAAUCUAUCAUCAAGUCCAUGUACAUUAAUAAAUGAUUGUCCACUUUUUUAUUUAUCUUUAAUUGAAUAUAAUUGUACACCAAUCAUAGCUGAUAAAAAUUCAUUUAUUUUGAAUCUUUUAAAUACAAUUUCACUUUAUCCACAUCCUUUAUUAUUAUUAAAUAAGAAAAAUCAAGAACAUAUUACUGUAUGUGGAUAUUUUUUAACUAUUGUUCAAUUUGCACAUUAUUAUUUUGAUAUUGAACAAUUUUAUUCAACGAUUAAUCAACAAUAUAUUCCUCAACUUGAGGCAGAACAAUCAAGUGAAGAAGUUGAAUUACUUCGACAACAAAUACGUAAACUACAAACAACACCAUUGAAAUUAUCUGAUAUAGCACGAAAAACAAUUCGGAUGAAAUUAGAUAUUCCAACAAAAUCUAACUUUGAACAAUUAGAUUUACAUGACCAUCUUAUCGAAUUUCUUUCACAAUGUAGAUUUCAAAGAAUUUAA
This is a messenger RNA of Adineta steineri, 3057 nucleotides long. The record is from the annotation of a GenBank genome assembly. NCBI's taxonomy places the organism in Eukaryota, Metazoa, Rotifera, Eurotatoria, Adinetida, Adinetidae.